Clupea harengus (Atlantic herring) is the source of this 2944-nucleotide messenger RNA. RefSeq names its product cyclin dependent kinase 8 (gene cdk8). Gene Ontology annotation, cellular component: nucleus. Gene Ontology annotation, biological process: protein phosphorylation. Gene Ontology annotation, molecular function: protein serine/threonine kinase activity; ATP binding. NCBI's taxonomy places the organism in Eukaryota, Metazoa, Chordata, Actinopteri, Clupeiformes, Clupeidae. The record is from RefSeq and is a predicted model, not a curated record.
UGCCAUGUCUAUGGACCACUCUAUCGGCUUUAACGACGGUUUGCGACACUGCCGUGCGUGGAUACUCAACUCUCCCGAGUGAGAUACCGGUGGAGAGGCGCAGUUAGCAGGAAAAUACCAGAGAAAGGGGUUGUUGUCCAGAUAACACAGGUUUUCACCACAGACGUGCAUCUCUUUCGAUAAUUAUCAAAACACACGGUAAAUGAGGACUCAAGGCUGAGCUUUGAAAAAGCAGCGCGAGGGAAGGCAACUAAUUCUCUAACCGUGGCUGUUGAACUAAGUUGCCUCCCAAGCGACGCUUUAAAAGGAAGAGGGAUCCAGAUCAGACCAUAACAACAGUGAAAAUGGACUAUGAUUUCAAAGUGAAGCUGACAGGGGAACGAGAACGUGUCGAGGACCUGUUUGAAUACGAAGGAUGCAAAGUUGGCCGAGGGACGUACGGUCAUGUGUACAAGGCGAAAAGAAAAGAUGGGAAGGACGAUAAAGACUAUGCCCUUAAGCAGAUUGAAGGCACUGGGAUCUCUAUGUCCGCCUGCCGAGAAAUUGCACUGUUGAGAGAGCUGAAACACCCCAAUGUGAUCUCACUGCAGAAAGUGUUCCUGUCACAUGCAGACCGUAAAGUCUGGCUGCUGUUCGACUACGCCGAGCAUGACCUCUGGCACAUCAUUAAGUUCCACAGAGCCUCCAAGGCCAAUAAGAAGCCACUGCAGUUGCCCAGAGGCAUGGUCAAGUCCCUGCUCUACCAGAUCCUGGAUGGCAUCCACUACCUACACACCAACUGGGUCCUGCACAGAGACCUGAAACCGGCUAACAUCCUGGUGAUGGGGGAGGGUCCAGAGCGAGGACGUGUGAAAAUUGCGGAUAUGGGCUUUGCGCGGCUCUUUAACUCACCACUGAAGCCUUUAGCAGAUUUGGACCCUGUGGUGGUCACCUUCUGGUACCGGGCGCCCGAGCUACUGCUGGGAGCCAGGCACUACACCAAAGCAAUCGAUAUCUGGGCGAUUGGCUGUAUCUUUGCAGAACUGUUGACGUCAGAGCCCAUAUUCCACUGUCGACAGGAGGACAUCAAAACCAGUAAUCCGUACCACCACGACCAACUGGACCGCAUCUUCAACGUCAUGGGCUUCCCUGCAGAGAAGGACUGGGAGGAUAUUAAGAAGAUGCCAGAACACUCCACGCUCAUGAAAGACUUCAGAAGGAACACGUACACGAACUGCAGCCUCAUUAAGUACAUGGAGAAGCAUAAAGUCAAACCUGACAGCAAAGCAUUCCACUUGCUGCAGAAGCUGCUGACGAUGGACCCCAUCCGCAGGAUAACGUCUGAGCAGGCCAUGCAGGACCCUUACUUCCUGGAGGAGCCGCUGCCCACCUCUGAUGUGUUCGCUGGCUGCCAGAUCCCCUACCCAAAAAGGGAAUUCCUAACUGAGGAGGAGCCAGAGGAUAAGGCAGACAAAAAAUUGCAGAAAAACCAGCAGCAACAACAGGGGAACAACCACACCAAUGGGGCGGGACAUACUGGUAACGUUGACAACAGCCACGCCCAGGGCCCACCUCUGAAGAAGGUGCGUGUGGUACCGCCCACUACCUCAAGUGGCCUGAUCAUGACCUCAGACUACCAGCGCACCAAUCCACUUGCUGCCUAUCAGAACCCAGGACCAAGCACAUCGCUGCCCCAGAACAGCAUGGGAUACUCCUCUACCUCCCAGCAGCCUCCGCAGUACUCCCACCAGACCCACCGCUACUGAGCCGCACCCUCCCCAGCCCUCUUCCUCCUCAAAUCCCUCCUCUUCCUCCUCCUGGCCACACCCAGCCCAGCCAUGGUCCCGCCCUCACAGCGCCCAGCAGGGAGAAUGUAUGGAGGGAGGAGGGGUGAUUCUGAGCGUGUGCAGAAUCUAGCAGGAACAACCCCAUCCACUUCCAUAACCCCCCGUCCCUGACCAAGACCUGACCCCCACACACCUCCGUACCCACCUCCUUGCCGGUCCCUGCCCAUGCACGAUGGGCCCUUACCUGGGGCGAGUGCCCAUAGCUCGACUCAACUCUGCCAAUAAGAAAACAUUACAAACAUCAUCAUGACAACCAACACAACACCACCAAUACAGUAACAAAAAGAGAAAGCUACAACCGGACUUUGUCAUUGCCUAUACAAGAAAAACUAAUAAAAAUGAAAACAAAUACACACACGCACAGAAAAAAAAAAAGAUAAAACUUGCUGGAAGAAAACAGAGGUGACCAGUUUCCCCUGUUUGUGGUUUUACAUCAUCGCUGCAAGUGUGUGACCAUUUUCUGUCUUUUUUUUUUUCUUCUCAAGAAGUGGAAAUAAAUUGCCCCACAAAGUGGUACUUAAUUGCUACACGCAAAAUGGAGGAUGGCCCUGACUUGAGGAACCGGAGGUCAGCCACCACCAAAGCCCCCCUCUGGCCGAGCUGGACUUCCUCUUCCUUUGUGAGGGUCCUGUGGCUUCUUUGAGACUAAAGCUGCUAUGUGACUGCCAGCGGGGACGGAGCGUCGUCCGUCCCUCCGUCUGCCGGUCUCCCUGCCUGCCCCCACUUACACAGUCACUCACACACACACACAAACAAACACACACACACACACAGGCGAUCGCCGGGGGCCCAACUCUCUGUGCAGAAGCUGCUGCAAAAUGGAGCAUGCUGAGAGGAUCUAGCGCCCUCUGCUGGACAAUACUGGUUAUGGGCUUUAUUAAGAAAGAAACUUGAUUUUAGUAGUUUAUAAUUUAAUACCUUUUGACUUUUUUGUUUUAACGUUAGAAAUGGCAAGCAGCUUCCGUUUUGCUGCGAGAGCAGCAGAUGUGCGCGGUGGAUAAGCCUUAGAACUUCAAAAACCAGUAUGCGUGGACGUAUGGAACAUGCAUUGGACUGUAUUGUAUUGAACUAUUUUACAUGAAGCAAAUAUCCUGACAAUAAAAGUGGAAACGUUAAAA